Oncorhynchus mykiss (rainbow trout) is the source of this 3207-nucleotide messenger RNA. RefSeq names its product sodium- and chloride-dependent GABA transporter 2. The record is from RefSeq and is a predicted model, not a curated record. Gene Ontology annotation, molecular function: gamma-aminobutyric acid:sodium:chloride symporter activity. Gene Ontology annotation, cellular component: cell projection; plasma membrane. Gene Ontology annotation, biological process: amino acid transport; sodium ion transmembrane transport; nitrogen compound transport. Lineage: Eukaryota; Metazoa; Chordata; Actinopteri; Salmoniformes; Salmonidae.
ACACCAAUAUGAAAUCAAUUUUCUUGCAACAAUGCUAUGAACUCAUUACGUUUUCUUUUGUCUGCCCUCUUUAAUUCAUUGUUUGGCUUGGUGAUAAGUCUAAUCGUACAAAUAUCUAAUCGCAGGAUUUAAAUUCACAUUAGUGUUCCAUUAGUGUACCUGUGCAGGGGAAUGCAGUAAAGGUGCGUUAAUUGCAUGUAAUGUGAUUCUGAACACAUCUGCUUCAGCUACUGUAUUUAGGGAAACCCACUAACCAGUGGAAGCAAAGCCAAGUAAAAUCCAGUCCUGACCUCCGCUGCUUUCACCCACUCACCUCUUUAAGAGACAUGCUCACCAGAGAGGCAAACGUUGAUCACGAGACAGGACGUAGGUGAUUGCAGUUGGACACUGGAUCAUUAACCAAAACAAAUUGUAUAAUUAAUCUUUGAUUCAUUUGUUACAUGGUCCUGUAUGCCUUGUGAAUGACUAUUUUAAGUGUUUUUAGAAUCAACUGACUCAAUAAGUGGGAGUAUCUAAGAGGGGAGGGGUCAUAUGGGCAGAGAGUAGAUUGGAGGCUGAGCCUAAAUUUAGGAUUACAACCUCCCACCCCCUAUUUGCUCCUCAUGUUAAAUACUAAAAUGUGAAUAUCUACAGAUCAAUAUUCACUGACUGAGAGCCAAACUUGAGACUUGAGACACCCCAUAACAAUGAAUGUUCAAGCGGGCCUCUCAAAUGGCAAGAACAGCAGCAGGUUGAAGGACCUGGUCCCUGUCCCUCAGCCCCAGUCAGAGGAGAAGAUGCAGGAGAGGGGGCAAUGGAGCAACAAACUGGAGUUCAUCCUGUCUGUGAUGGGAUCCAUCAUCGGCCUGGGGAACAUGUGGCGCUUUCCUUACCUCUGCUACAAGAACGGAGGAGGUGCAUUUCUCAUCCCCUACCUGAUCUUCCUGUUCACCUGUGGCAUACCUGUGUUCUUCCUGGAGACUGCUCUGGGCCAGUACACCAGUGAGGGAGGCAUCACCUGCUGGAGGAAGAUCAGUCCACUCUUUGAGGGUCUUGGCUACGGCACCCAGAUCAUUGUGGCUCUGCUGAACUCCUACUACAUUGUGGUUCUGGCUUGGGGAAUCUUCUACCUGUCUUUCUCCUUCUCCUGGGAACUCCCUUGGUCCUCCUGUAACAACACCUGGAAUACAGAAAAUUGCGUGGAGUUUCAGAGGAGGAACUAUUCUGUCAACUACACCCUGCCCGAAAACUCCACAUCCCCCGUCAUUGAAUUCUGGGAGCGAAGAGCCUUGAGGCUGUCGUCUGGCAUCGACCACAUGGGCUCUCUGAACUGGGACCUGGCCUUCUGUCUGGCCAUCGCCUGGGUCAUGUGUUACUUCUGCAUCUGGAAAGGGGUCAAAUCCACUGGGAAGGUGGUGUACUUCACAGCUACCUUCCCCUACCUGAUGCUAAUAGUUCUGCUGAUUCGUGGCGUCACUUUACCUGGAGCGGACCUAGGGAUCAAGUUCUACCUUUACCCUGACCUGUCAAGACUAGCAGACCCUCAGGUAUGGAUGGAUGCAGGCACCCAGAUCUUCUUCUCCUAUGCAAUGUGUCUAGGCUCCCUCAUAGCAUUGGGGAGUUACAACAAGUACAACAACAACUGCUACAAAGACUGCCUGGCCCUGUGCUUCCUAAACAGUGGGACAAGCUUUGUGGCAGGCUUUGCCAUCUUCUCCAUCCUGGGUUUCAUGGCUUAUGAACAGAAUGUCCCCAUCUCAGAGGUAGCAGAGUCUGGUCCUGGCCUGGCCUUCAUUGCAUACCCCCGUGCUGUGGCCAUGAUGCCGUUUUCUUCACUAUGGGCCGUCUUCUUCUUUAUCAUGAUCAUCCUGCUAGGGUUGGACAGUCAAUUUGUGUGUGUAGAGAGCUUGACAACGGCCAUGGUGGACAUGUAUCCCGAGGUGUUUCGUCGUAAGAACCGCAGGGAGCUCUUUCUGGCUUUAGUGGCCUUCAUCUCCUUCCUCAUGGGCCUGAUCAUGUUGAUGGAGGGUGGGUUAUAUGUAUUCCAGCUGAUGGACUACUAUGCUGCUAGUGGCAUGUGUCUUCUCUUCAUGGCCAUCUUUGAGACGGUCUCCAUCGCAUGGGUCUAUGGUGUCGACCGCUUCUAUGAUAACAUCGAAGACAUGAUUGGCUACCGUCCAGGACCUUACAUUAAAUACUGCUGGCUGUAUGUCACCCCAGCCACAUGCGUUGCAACCUUUGCAUUCUCCCUCAUCAAGUACACCCCUCUGAAGUACAACAAUGAGUAUGUGUACCCCUGGUGGGGCUAUGUGAUAGGCUGGCUCCUGGCUCUUGCCUCCAUGGUCUGCAUCCCUUUCUGGAUGAUCUACAAACUCUCCACCACAGAAGGAACGUUCAGAGAGCGCAUUCACAUCCUCCUCCAGCCCUCUAACGACCUACCCAAAUCCAAGAGAGAACAGGAGAGGAUGCUGGCCACCUUUGACCCCAAGGGCGAGGAAGGCAUGGAGCCAGUAGGCGUACCAAUCAAAGAUGGCUACCUCCCAGUGGGGGUGAAGGACUCAAACUGCUAAUAAGACCCCAGUGACACCAUUGGAGUGACAAAUUCAGUUUAGUCAUUUUGGGAAAUGAACUGAAAUUCCAAUUCAAGAUAAAGUGUAUCAGGCAGCCCGAUAAGUAAUGAGAGAAAGGAACAAUUUUGCUCUUUUACACAACCCAAUAUGCUUUCAGGUAUAGAACAAGUCAACUGUUCAAUUACAAAAGCUUCUUUCUCAUUGUUCAAUGGACUCUGAUCUCCACAUGUAUUUUAUUGUUGGUCUAUUGCCAAGUGAUAGAUUGUUGUUAGGCCUACUGUAUUGUAUUCCAUGUAUUAAAGGAAUCAUCUCACAGGGCACAAUGUCAAUUCAACAUCUUCCGCGUUGGUUAAGCGUAAUUUCAAUGACGUUACGUGGAAACAACAUUGAUUCAACCACUGUGUGCUCAGUGGGAGAGUAAAGGAAGCUGUACAUUACAAAUGAGAUGAAUAACCGUUGAUGUUGUUAGAAUGUGGAUCAUUGCUAAACGAAGAUGUAUUGUGUCAUCUUUGUCAAUUUAACAAGAGCUAACAACGGUUGGGCUUAUAGAAAACGUGUACAAUAUUUUAAUUGAUUUUCUGUGUAACAUGACUACAAAAGACUGUACAAAAUAAAUAUGAAUCUGUAUGUUUUUAAAUAAACAAAAUGUGUAGUAUCA